AUGAAGGGUAAAGCAAGCCAGCAGCACAAAUUCAUCCGUAUAAUCGCGACCCCUUUUCGGGCCCUCGCAAAGGCCCGGGAUUUCUACGUGCAGAGCAUGAUGAAUUGCGUGGACCGCAACAUCGUAGGGUUGCAAGGGACUUCGCAAGCACCGAGCCUGCCAAAGAGCUUCAGCGCCAGCUCGGCCCGAAGCGAUGAAGACUACAGGGAGCUUCUUCGGGCCGCCUCGGCCCGAAAUAUUGACUGGGCCAACUUGGGCUCGAGGGGCGGCCCACGGGCCAUGCCGCCCAGGAGCAUCAGCGUGGCUAUGGGCCGGAUAGAUGAAGAAAGGCCUUGUUGCUAUUUUGGUGAAGAGGUGAUUGGUAAAGGUAAUGUGAAGAGUGAAUUGAAGUACCCUAGAAGCAAGAGUCAUGCUGCUGUUACAACAACUGCUUUUUAA
Messenger RNA from Striga asiatica, 438 nucleotides. NCBI's taxonomy places the organism in Eukaryota, Viridiplantae, Streptophyta, Magnoliopsida, Lamiales, Orobanchaceae. The record is from the annotation of a GenBank genome assembly.